UGCCUGCUCUCUCUUGGUGGGGUUGGAGGCUGACCGACGGACGGAAGACAGCCUAUCAGCGGAAGAAAGGGGAAAAAAACAACAUGUGCAAAAGGAGUAUAUAUAGAGGGAAGUAAAACCCGUAAACCGGUCUGGCAGAUAACUUUUUUUUUUACCCCCUUCCCUCUUGCCACCAGCACCGGGUGCUUUGCUCCUCACAGCUCGGCUCGCCAGAGAGCGAAUGGACAGAGCGGCGGAGGAGCAGGACAGCCUCACCACCUACGGCAGACCUCACCGUCCACACGGCCGCUCACAUUGUGUCUGUGUCCGUCCGUCAAGCGUUGGGGGUGGAAAGGGAUUCACCGGAUAAGCGGACAAGAAUACCAUGCCGACGAGUGAUUGCCCAGGCCACUUCUCCGCAUUUGUGGCUCCGUCUCACAGCACCCACCAGAGGUGUCCAGGCUACGUUCCCGGGCGGGUGGCUCCAGUGCGCUCGCCUACACCGACCAAAGCUCCACCACCCCCGCCGCUGAAGCCACAUGGCCUGCGACUGGAGCAACGGACAGCGCCGAGCCAGCCGGUGGAAAACCAGCGCAGGGAACCCUCUCUGUACCAACGGCAGAGGAAAAACACUCUUAUAUGCUGCGGAGUCAUGCUGGCGGCUUUCUUUCUUACACUCAUACUCGUCCUCAGUCUCGCAAGUGGAAAAGAGUUAGAUGAGAACUGUCCAGAUCACCACUUAUCACUUAGUAGCUGGAAUCCAGGUCACCAACCAGACAAGGCGGUCGUUGUCCCGAGGGGACGUUUCUACAGACUGGAAUCUUCUGCCACCUUCUCUUCACUUACCAUCCAAUCAGGAGGUCGUGUAGUUUUUGCUGACAAUGCUGACGGCAGCAGAAACAUAACCCUGAGAACACAUCACAUCCUCAUAGAAGAUGGUGGCGCCUUUCACAUCGGUUCACCCAAAUGUCGCUACCGGUCUCGUGCCACCAUUGCCCUCACGGGUCGCUCUGACGACAAAGCUGUCCCCGAGGUCCCCGUUCUGGGCCGCAAGUUCAUCGGCGUCAAGAGCGGUGGAACAUUAGAGCUGCACGGCACAGAGCGGGUUUCCUGGUCUCUGCUGACCCGAAGCGUCCCCGCAUCCGGGCUCGCCACCGGGGGCUAUGCCUUCCAGAAGAACUUCAGCCGGGGGAUCAACUUCCGGGUAUUCGACCAGGACACUUCUGGUUUGCUGUUCGCCGAGCGAUACGACACCCACGACUCCCGUAACGACAGCCGGAGGCUCACCCAGCUGCUCCGCUCUCUCCCGGCUGGCCGCAUAGUGGCGCUGGCUGUGGGGGAUUCUGCCGUCAAGAGCUUGCUGGAUGAAACCAAGAAAGCCUUUAAAGAGGUGCUUGGCAGCAGAUUUGCCUAUGAUCUCGAAUACAGGCAGGCGUGGGCUUUGGUUUCUGUGGUUGGAGGUGGCAACGAGUCAUGCUCAGAGGACGUGAGGGAGCACGAAAACCUCAACACAGGUGGAAGAGCUCUGGCAACUCGCAAUUUCACCACUGUGGAAGGAGUGGGCUUCUCUGUGUCUGCCUACAGCGAGUGGAAGAAUGGCUACCCCAUCAUGGGCUUCCAGGUAGACGCUGAGGACCAGGUGGUGCUAAACCUCCAAGAUGAAGUCCAGCAGACCUGGAAACCAGGCGAUAACAUUGUGGUCGCGAGUACAGACUACUCCAUGCACCAGGCUGAGGAGUUCACCCUGCUACCCUGCCCUCAGUGUACCAGCAGACAGGUCAGGAUACAAGGAAAGCCUCGGUACAACCAUGUCGGUGAGAUCAUCGAUGGAGUCGACAUGCGGGCUGAAGUGGCUCUGCUCUCUAGAAACAUUCUCAUCUAUGGAGAAAUGGAAAACUCUUGCUAUGGAGACAACCUGUGCCAGUUCUUUAACCACGACACCUUCGGCGGCCAUAUAAAGAUCCUUCGUAACUUCUCAUCAGUGCAUCUGUCCCACGUGGAGUUGAAACACAUGGGCCAGCAACGAGAAAUGGGCAGCUACCCGCUUCACUUUCACAUGUGUGGGGACGUAGACCAGAAGGGGGGCUACAGGGAGCCGACGUACGUGGACGGACUUUCCAUCCACCACUCCUUCUCCCGCUGCGUCACCAUCCAUACCACCAACGGGCUGCUGGUAAAGAACACCGUAGGCUACGACACGCUGGGCCACUGUUUUUUCCUGGAGGAUGGGAUUGAACAGCGCAACACUUUCUACCACAACCUUGGCCUCCUGACUCAGCCUGGGACUCUGCUGCCAACAGACCGCAAUGAGACUCUGUGCACCAGCAUCAGGGACAAAGUUUACAAGGGCUACACUCCCUCGCCAAGCACAGAGUGCAAGGCAGUCUCAACAUUCUGGAUCGCCAACCCCAACAACAACCUCAUCAGCAAUGCAGCUGCUGGCUCUCAGGACGCUGGAAUAUGGUUUGUGUUCCACAGCUCUUCCACUGGAGACUCUCAUGGGCUGGUACCAGAGACCAAGGCAGAGCUCACUCCUCUGGGAAUUUUUUACAACAACCGUGUACACUCCAACUUCAAGGCAGGGCUGUUCAUUGAUAAAGGAGUGAAGACUACCAACGCCAGUGCUGCUGAUCCCCGGGAAUACCUCUGUCUAGACAACAGUGCAAGAUUCCGACCCCACCAGAAUGCCGACCCCAGUCGUCCUCGUGUGGCAGCAGUCAUCGACUCCUUGAUUUCCUUUAAGAACAAUGACUUAGGAGCGUGGAUACGAGGUGGAGACAUUAUCAUCCAGAACUCUGGCUUUGCAGACAAUGGAGUGGGUCUGUCUUUUGCCAGCGAUGGCAGCUACCCAAAAGAUGAAGGCUCCAGCCAGGAGGUGACCCAGUCUCUGUUUGUUGGUGAGAGCCGAAACAGAGGGACCAAUGGAGGACAAAAUAAAUACUGGGGGACGGGAGGGAUUGAUGGAAAGAUGCGGACACUGCCAAGAAACAAGACAUUCCCAAUCCGAGGUUUCCAGAUCUAUGAUGGUCCAGUGCGUCUUACACACAGUACGUUUCGGGGGUUCGUCCCCACACCGGAGCGUUUCACCAGUGCGGUGGGCUUCAACUUGAAGAACACGUGGCAGCUGACCCCAAGGAACAACCUGUCCCAGCUCAGCUUCCACCCCACUGUGGCUCUUCGAGUGUUCUUUGGUCGUCCUGGACAGUGGUUUGAGGAAAACGACCUGGACGGGGACAAAAACUCAAUCUUUCACGAUGUGGACGGGUCGGUGACGGGCUACAGAGAUGCAUAUGUCGGCCGAGCAGACAAUUACCUAAUCCAGCAUCCUGACUGUGUGAAAAUAACCCGGUGGAAUGGCGUGAUCUGCAGCGGCCGCUACUCUCAGGUGUAUAUUCAGACAUGGGGAGCCCCUAGCCUGAGCUUGUCUAUCAACAGAGAUGAAUAUCCUGGUGCACCUCUGGUACUGAGGGGGAUCAAUAGCCAGGGGGCGUCGUCUCAGCAGUACCAGCCUAUCCUGAUGAUGAGCAAGAGCUACACUCUGCACUGGAACGGACCUGCACCCAGAGAGCUUGUCCUCUCGCUCAUCAAUUUUGAUAAAGAAGACUGGGUUCUGGUUGGACUCUGUUACCCAUCAGACACCACAUUUCAGAUCAUGAGCGACAUCUACGACAGGCAAAAAAAUACAUUCGACGACAUCACUGAUUACGGCCCCGUGUCCUCGCUGGCCCAGCUGGAGGCGAAGCCCGCAGAAAGGAAGUACUUCUUUGACCAACCUGCUGGCUUACUGUGGUUCUACCUCCGAGCGCGGCACGGACGGGAUGGCCACAGCUACUGUUCAACAAAAGGCUGUGAAAGAGUAAAAGUCACAGCCACUACAUCCUCCAAACAGGCCUGCAACUGUACCGCUAAGGCCUACCCCAAGUACUCAAAGACGCCCUCAGCGGUGGUGCCUCUGCCGGCUCCAAACACGCAACCUUGCAAAGACUGUAGGGCUAAGGAGAUUGUGUUUUCCAGUGAGCCAUGGACGUCCUACCUUCACACACAAGUGAAGUCUUUGAGCAGGAAAGAGGAAGAACGCGGAGACAACGCCUCCUUCAUCACUGUGAAUGAGGUUAGCAUGCCCUUCUCUCAGUCUGGGUUUUUCCUGGUCUCGGUGGAUGCUUGUUCUGGAAAAGUUGUCAAGAAAGCCUCAUUUGGGAGUGUAGACUCCAAGAUGAAACAGUAUUUAAAAACAGGAAUCCCAAAGAGGUCAAUAGUACUGUUGGCAACACGAGGUCAGCCCAAAGGUUUGGUGGAUGUGGCUCCGCAUCUGGUCUCUUUUGGUUUCGCCAAAGCUGCUGAUCUGCACAAUAAAGAAAGCCUGGCAAUGUGGGGAUUCCUGGGUGCUUCUUCGCCCCCCUCGUGGAUUUCACUACAAAGCGGGCAAGAGGACAACGUGUUGGGGCUGCAGGAGCGCUACUUGCCGUUGGGUUUGGAGACUUAUGGCUGUUCGCCGCUCGCAAGUCAAAAACGCAAAGACCUGGAGCUUCUCAAAAAAGCCACAGGGCAACAAUAGCCAAUGUGAAUUGUUCAACUAACCAAGCCAAAAAAGAAAUUCUUGCACACGAACACACAGCCAGUUGAUGAAUGUGAACUGCUGAACUCUUAAUUUAUUAACAGUGAUGAUUAUGUUUACCUACAUUGAGUGGGAAUGAGGAGUGGUGAUAUGAACGGGGUAAAUAUUUUUUUAAUGAUUUUGUUUGGAGGUGUGUUUGUGUUGGCCUGCGUUUGGGGCCUUCUUUUAAGUCAAUGCACUUUUUGUUUUAUAGAUCCAACAGCCAAAGCUUUAAAAAAGUAAUUAUUGCAUUUAUCUUGGACCACAGGAAUAAAAAGACAUUGGUUCAUUAAUGCUAAUAAUAACAAACUAAUAUCGGCAGGCAAUAAAUGAAAAUACAAAUGAAUUUUUCUUUUAAACAAAAGAACAUAAUGGGUUAGGCACACAGGCCUAAAGGAUAUCAGAAAAUAAAUUGUGUUGUACCUGAAACUAGACAUUAAUUAAGGCUGAAAGUGGAGCGGUGUCUGAGCGUUACAGAGCAAUUUAAGGCCGGGUUAAAACCUGUAGUGUAGGAAAAUCCGAGCCAGUGGAUUAGUGCUCCUAGCAUACAACAAACCUUGAAAAAUAGAGAUUAUACUCACAUUUGUAAUUAGUUGGAAACAACUCCUCGAUAAUGUGCAGUAAAACCUAUCAGGCUCUUCUGCGUUUCUACCUGAAUCUUAACUGGAAAACCUCUUCUGAUCGUUGUGCAGCUGAAAGACUUCAGAUUUUGAGCACCUUUGUUUGAAUUCCUACAUGGAGCUACUGGAGCUUCGCUUUCAUGUUUAUUUAUCUUUUCACAUCGACGAUGUCUGAAGAACUUUGCCUUUUUUGCAGCACAAAGAGAGAUUACGUCAUUAUUUUCUUUUUCUAAACAGAACUGAAUGUGUUACCUGUUGUCUGCCUCAUCUAUUACCUUUUUUUAUGUGCAUUAUUACCAAAACAGAAUGAUGACAAUAGAUGAAUUUAUGUACCAUACUGUGCAGUAGUAGUGAGCAGAAAAUGCAUAAAGAUCGUAUACCUGCUGAGUUAUAUAGAGCUGUACUUUAGGAUGAUGUAUUCUUUAACGUGUGUGUGGAUGUGACCAGGGCUCCCCCACUGAGCAUUGAAGUAUCUGUUCAUGGCUGACUGGGAGACUUUUGGAGUACAAUAAUAACCUUGUUGCCUUUUAACCACUGUACUGUUAAAAAAAGAGCAGAAAAUGGGAGAUAUUUUGUUUGCUCAGCUUUUGUUCAGCUGAUGCCUUUUUUUUUUCUGAGAGAAGAAACCUUGUAAAUAUGAUUCUGUACUUGUACUGUAGAAAUGAUAGUCAAUGUUGUAUUUGCUGUCCUUUUUUUCUUUUUGUCACUUGACGAGUUAUUGUAAAUUUUUUAAAGUAUAUUUUGACCUGAAAUUUCAGCUUUUGUUACAAAAUCGCCUGUUGAAUAAACAUUUGUGUGUUUUUGGUAAA
Molecule: messenger RNA, 6002 nt
Organism: Fundulus heteroclitus (mummichog)
Lineage: Eukaryota; Metazoa; Chordata; Actinopteri; Cyprinodontiformes; Fundulidae
Gene: cemip2
Product: cell migration inducing hyaluronidase 2
Exons: 24
Coding region: 365-4534 (1389 amino acids)
Source: RefSeq, a predicted model, not a curated record